This is a messenger RNA of Pezoporus occidentalis (night parrot), 1952 nucleotides long. RefSeq lists its product as uncharacterized. The transcript has 3 exons. Lineage: Eukaryota; Metazoa; Chordata; Aves; Psittaciformes; Psittacidae. Gene Ontology annotation, cellular component: extracellular region. The coding region runs from base 253 to 888 and encodes 211 amino acids. Gene Ontology annotation, biological process: immune response. Gene Ontology annotation, molecular function: cytokine activity. The record is from RefSeq and is a predicted model, not a curated record.
UCCGGGAUGAGCAGCGGGACCCACACGGACUCCCUCGAGGAACUGAAUCGAAGAACGAGCCCGUUGGCCGGGCAGCAUCAUUUCCUCCUGCCGCUCAUUGGCCCCGGGGCACGGCCUCGCUCCCCGCUGCCUCCCCGCUGGGGCCGGGUGCCCCGGUCGGAGGUGGGGGCAAUGGGUGCUCUUUAAAAGGCGAAGUUCCCCAUCGGCGGCAGUGAAGGAAGUGAACUCGCGCCGAAACACCCUGCCCCGGCCAUGCGGAGCGACGGGCGGCCCUGGUGCGUGCUGGCAGUUGUCACCAAAGGGCUCUUCAUCCUCUGGGCGGUGCCGGGCCAGGGGGGGCGGUCCCUGCAGCCCCCCACCCUGCAGCAGAUCCAGGCGCUGGUAAGGCACAUGGCCGAGGAUGCGCAGGACCUCUUCACCUUCUAUGAGGAGGACCAGCGCCUGGCAUUCCACCACCUCUGCCGCACCAACCACCCUCCCGAGUGGCUGCGGGGCCCGGUGCUGGGGCCCGGGGGGCUGCGGGGGCUGCGGGGGACCAUGGCCCGCAUGGCUCGGGCGCUGCAGGACAUCACCCGGCAGCAGCGCGACCUCAACCCGCCCGGUGCCGAAAUCCUGCGCCGCUUGGCCAGCACCCACCUGAAGGUGCGGGGGCUCCUCAACAACCUGGACGGGCUCUUCCCGGCCCCCCGGCCCGGCCCCCGGCCCGCGCCCGGCCCCACGGCACCCACCAGGGUGUUCCGGCAGAAGCUGGAGGGCUGCCGGCUCCUCUGGAGCUACGCGCGCUUCAUGGCCAAGCUCAGCGCCCAGCUGGAGGCUCGGAUCCGAGCCCGAGCGCGCCGGGAUAAGCGGAGAUCACACCGGGGCUCGCAGCUGCCUGCACGCUCCUAGCGUGGCCACUGGAGGUGUCCAUGUGUCAUCAUCUCCAUCAUCUCCAUUCUACCCAUCCCUUUCCCUGCGGUGGACACUCUCCGGCUGGCCGGGAUGCACCAUGGGGACCCCCUAAGCUCGCAGGGGUGAGGACACCGGCGUGCCCGGAGGAGCUCCCAUCACCUCAGCUUGCCAUGAGGACCAAGCUGUCCCCGUGCCACCGCUCGCCCGGCUGCAGGACAGCCCCGCUCUUCUCCCAGCAGCUCCCCCAUCUCCUGCCCCACGUUCCGGUGCCGUGGGGAGCUGCACGCUCCGGUGUCCCCAGUGCCACCGCGGCGGGAUGGAGCUGGUCCUUGUCACUGAGCUCUGCCGGAGUUUCCAGUGAUUCAGUGGGUCUGGUGACCCAGCCUGACUAAGAGCCAGCACCCGCCUGCGCUGGGGCUGCCGGCCCCUGAGAGCAUCUUGGAGUGGGAUCCUAUGAGCCCCACAUCCCUGGGAGCUUGGUGUCCCUGUGUGUUCCACGUGUCUGCAAGCUCCAUGUCCCUGUGCGCUCCGUGUCUCUGCAAGCUCCGUGCCCUUGGCGUCCCAUCAAGCUGUGUGUCCCCACAAGCUCAGUGUCACUGUGCUCACCCCUGGGCUCAUCCCUAUGCUCUCAAUGUCCCCCUGUGUUUGGUGUCCCUGCGCUUGUCCCUGUGUUGCGCCUCUGUGCUCACUCUUGCACACACGGUGUCCUCAUGCUCUGGGUGUCCCCAUGCUCAUGAUGUCCCUGUGCUCUCAGCAUCCCCAUGUCCUGGGAGAACCCAGGCUCAUCCCUCUCUGCUCAGUGUCCCUGUACCCUCAAGUGUCCCCAGGCCCCUCGGGCUGUGCCAGGCAGGGGCUGGGCUCCAGCCACCACACUGUGACACUGGGUGGUGGCACACCCUCACCCCCCCAUUAAUUUAUACUGUAUUAUUUGUGUGUUUUUGUAUUUAUUGACUCCUGGUGUUAAUUUAAUGUGUCCCCACAGUGGGAAGAGAUAUUUAAGGACAUGCUUUUAAUAUAUAAAUAUCUAUUUUUGUGAUAAAUCUUAUUUUGUAUCAACUGAA